Molecule: messenger RNA, 1390 nt
Organism: Rhincodon typus (whale shark)
Lineage: Eukaryota; Metazoa; Chordata; Chondrichthyes; Orectolobiformes; Rhincodontidae
Product: matrix metalloproteinase-17-like
Exons: 5
Coding region: 447-1379 (310 amino acids)
Source: RefSeq, a predicted model, not a curated record
UGAGAGAAGACACAUGUUCGAUUAUUCUGAGGUCAUUCAGCCCUCAGAAGAGAGUUUUUCUUCCAGUUGCUCUCUGUUGCCUCACUCUGAGCUGGUAAUGAAAGUUGUAGCAGAACCCUGGGCAUUAAAGAAUAAAUGGGAUAGUCAGUGAACUGGAAAGAACGUUGCUAAUUAGAAAUGUCAUCCUGUGAUUUAAUACAUAUGCGGAGUGCAGAAGGGUACUUAGAUCUGGAUGAUGAGAAACCAACAGCCUUGACAAUGAGACUGAAAGUUUGCAUUUACAGCUUUCUGCAGUUCCAGACUGCUCUGAACCGUUCACAUUAACCGAGGGGAUAAAAUUAAAGCCUGUUUGGAGAGAUUUUACAUAAGUGCACUAUCAAAUUUCAUUUGCUCUUUGGUUAAUCAGGUUUAGUCAGGAUACUGCUUGUCUGUUUUGCUUAUUUGAAAUGAUGUGUCUUCUGUCUUUCUGUCCAUGUCGAGGUCUCAGAGAUCUGCUGCUCCCCACCAACCAAGUCCAACUGGAAAAUUCAUCCUGGCACCCAGAGCUCCCAGAACCAGCAGACCAGCGGCCAACUGCUCAGUCUCGACCAGAUGUUCCUGACAGAUGUAACACUAACUUUGACGCAGUGGCUCAGAUCAGGGGAGAAGCUUUCUUCUUCAAAGGGAAGUAUUUCUGGCGCCUGACCCGUAACAGACAUUUGGUCUCCUUGCAACCAGCAGAGAUCCAGCGAUUCUGGCGGGGUUUACCCAGCAACAUGGAAGGUGUGGACUCUGUCUAUGAAAGAACUGCAGACCACAAAAUAGUAUUCUUCAAAGGGGAGCGGUACUGGGUGUUCAAAGAUAACAAUGUCGAGGAGAGUUACCCACGCUCCAUCAGCGACUUUGAACUGUCCGUGAAGAGUAUUGAUGCUGCCUUUGUGUGUCCCCACGACGACAAAACCUAUUUCUUUAAGGGCAACCAAUACUGGAGAUAUGAUGACCAGUUGCGGAGAAUGGAUCCUGAUUACCCGAAGGACAUGGUGCAGUGGCAGGGUCUGCCCAGCCAACUCGACGAUGCCAUGAAAUGGUCUGAUGGUGCUGCCUAUUUCUUUAAGGGGAAGGAUUACUGGAAAGUGACAUGCAGGGACAUGCAAGUGGACCCUGGGUACCCAAAAUCCGUGGCCAAGGAUUGGCUGGUGUGCAGCGAGAUGCAGGCGGACUCAUCGAUUUCAGAGCACGCCCGUUCCAGAGCCCGAAUGGGGCGCGGUCAUCAUGGUGAUGGCAGGUCAGGAGACGAGAAAAGGAAUUGCUCCUGCAUGUCCAAGGCUGGGAUCGUGUUGAGCUGGAGCAUGACGCUGGUUAUUAGUUUUGUGAUGUUAACCCGGCUGGGAUUGGAUUAACGCACAUCGCC